Molecule: messenger RNA, 1719 nt
Organism: Bombus huntii
Lineage: Eukaryota; Metazoa; Arthropoda; Insecta; Hymenoptera; Apidae
Gene: Zip48C
Product: zinc transporter ZIP11
Exons: 5
Coding region: 428-1285 (285 amino acids)
Biological process (GO): zinc ion transmembrane transport
Cellular component (GO): membrane
Molecular function (GO): zinc ion transmembrane transporter activity
Source: RefSeq, a predicted model, not a curated record
AGCGUCACAUGUAUAUACAAGCAACCCCAUUUGUACGUAAGGGCGAAUAAUGACAAAAGCGUGUUCGCCAUACAGUGGUUACAUAUGUUCGUCCGGUUUCGUAUCAAUGUGUUCUGUGUACCCUACUCGGAAAUCAUAAUUGAUAAGUACAGGAACGAACUCGUCGCACAGCAAGUAGACGCGAAUACGCGUUGGUAGUAGUGGACUAGCAAUAGCAGCGCCGAUAUUCAGCAGUGAUAGUAACUGUAAUGAAGUAUCAGUGGCAGCCACUGCGAUAGUGUUAGUGGUGAUGGUGGUGGCUGAGAUAAGUGCGGGGGACUGAAUGCAUAUCAGCGGAAUUUGUGUCCCACGAAACAGUUUCUCGUGGUUCACAUUGCAGAGGAUGUGCUGUGCGAUCUAAGGUGUCGAGGAUUAGACGAUUGGUACAAUGUUAAAGGAUUAUUCGCCAAUCGUACAGGCGCUCCUAGGAACGUUAUUUACGUGGGCUCUCACCGCAGCGGGUGCCGCACUUGUUAUCGUAAUUAGAGGAAAACAACGUAAAUUAUUGGACAUCAGCCUGGGAUUCGCAGGCGGCGUGAUGAUAGCGGCAAGUUACUGGUCGCUACUGGCACCUGCUAUUGAAAUGGCAACAAAGAGCAAAUUGUACGGAGCGGAAGGCGAAUUCGCGUUCGUACCAAUAGGAGUUGGAUUUCUCAUAGGCGCGGCUUUCGUUUAUGGGACGGACGCGUUGAUAUCUUCCCUUGGCAUUCAGUCCCCCAAUGUGCUUUUAGCUAUGCAGUCAGUCGGUACGAAACAAAGACGCAAGAUCCUUGAAAAACUAAAGAGUGACGAGGAUUUAGACGAUUAUGAUCCGUAUAACGACGUACAGAUAUUUGGUGGAAAAAUGUAUACUCAAAUUGAGUCAACCACCAUCGAUGGUUUCUACGAGCAAAAUACCCGAAGACGACAAAUUGCAAAUGUAGAUAGGCCGGCAGAACAAGAAGAAACAGGCACAAUUUACGAGGAUCCUAACAACGAGUGUAAAAACAAUCAAUGGAGAAGAGUUUUGCUGCUGGUCGUUGCCAUUACGGUGCACAAUAUUCCAGAAGGUCUUGCAGUUGGAGUUGGAUUCGCUGCAGUUGGUAAUAGUGCAUCAGCAACUUUUGAAAAUGCAAGAUUCGUUCUUUCCAAUUCUUUCCAAUCUCGAAUCCGCUCGACGAGCUUUAAGGCAAUUCGCAGUAACGAACUUUGUAAUCAAAUACGAGGAUCAAUAGGGGAAAAGCAACGUUUAUCAUUGUCACUGUAAGAACGUGCACGUGAAUCGACACGUGCACGCAAAUGACUACUUCCGAUUCCGCUGCCCAAGGAUCCAGCGCUCGACGAUCGUCCGCCUAUUUUCAGUCGCGAGCUUGCAGCUUUUCUGCAACGUAGUCAGCCUGGAGAUGGAUGGAAAACGUUUCACCUUCGUAUUGGCAACCAAAAUUUUCACGCUUAUUAGCCAGAGCACCUGGAUAACCCGAGCGUGUUCUUUCCGUACGCUAAAUAUAGAUAGACAGCUUUGUUUCCGAAGCUUGACGAAACUUUCAAUUUUUUGUUUCUGUAACUAAAAAGAUAAGUACGUUUGUACGUGCUCCUCUUUGAAGGCAACUUUUCGCAGAUACAAUUACAAUGGCGAAACUUGUUCUCCGGAUACGUAGUUAUUACGUAAUUUAGUUAAUACAUAAACGUUUUCACGAGGGA